Messenger RNA from Gallus gallus (chicken), 1658 nucleotides. RefSeq lists its product as uncharacterized. NCBI's taxonomy places the organism in Eukaryota, Metazoa, Chordata, Aves, Galliformes, Phasianidae. Bases 278 to 1192 code for a protein of 304 amino acids. The record is from RefSeq and is a predicted model, not a curated record. The transcript has a single exon.
AAGAGAGAGAGAGAGAGAGAGAGAAAAAGGGAAAAAAAAAUAUGUUGCAGAGAAUAGAGCACAAACCCUUUGUCAGCAAAGCAAACAGCCGUGCCGGGAGCGGAGCAGUUGGGCAAGGGUGCAGCGUUGCUCCAUCGCCCUAUUUCUGGCCGAAACCGCAGCAGAAACGCCGGGCUGCUGGGGGCGGCCGGACGUGCUGCAAUCAUUGGGGUGGGGGGCCCUUGGGUGGGGGGAGGCCGCUCCCCGUGUGCUCAGCCCUGAUAAGGCACCUGCCUGCAUGGCCGCCGUGCCGGGAGCCGUGGGCGCAGCCCCUGACCCCCUCCGUGACCCUCAGUAUAAGUCCCUUAAUCUCUCCACGCCUGGGUCUCUUGUCUGUAAAGUGGAGCUGAUGAUAAUCCUGCCUUUGUCGUGGCUGCUCCUGGGCAGGGACUCUGCUCCCCGGGGUGGAGGGGGCCCUGCUGGUACCUGUGCUCUGCAGGAUGCUACGGGGCAGGGGGACGGGAGGUUUGGCCUCCUGCCUCGGUUCCCAUCUGAGCAUCCCCCCCCAUUGGCAGUGCAGUGUUGGCCGUGGAAACGUUUCGGUGAGGUUCUGGCGUGUGUCUCAACAGAUUGGCAGCCAUGGUUUGUGGGGCUGACACCCACAGCUGGCCGCUGCCAGGGCCAUCCGCAGCCACCGGGCUUCCCCCCGAAGGGCUGGGGGUGGCACAGCCUGACCAGGACCAGACGCCCCCAACGGGGACAGUCCGCUGUGCAGCGCCCGCUGGGACGGAGAGGCACGAGGCCUCGCAUUUCAGGAACAGAUUUGCAAUUACACAAAUCCCCAACCCUACCGGGGCUGAGAGUGGAAACCCUGGGUGACUCAUCUGCUUUGGCUUACAAUGAUCUCCUUUCUAAGACGAUCAUUUACAUAUGGUGGAAUUUAAACCCCAGCUUGCCUACAACGGCUAAUUCAGCCACGCUUCUGCCCCUUCUCGCCUCUGCUCGUGCAGGUGCUGGAGCUGCACGCCCUGCCCAUGCACCCUCUCCAUGCACCCUGCCCAUGCACCAUGCCUGCACACCCAACCCAGGCGUGCAUGCAGCCAGCAGUGCCCCCCAUACGGUCCCAGCUCUAGGGUGGGUUCCCCCCACAGAGCCACGCACUUGUGGUGCUGGGGUGUUGCUGCCUUGGACACGCUUUCUCAAUACUUACUGACGGCACUGAAUUAAUAUUUGCACAGGGUCAGGUGUGAUAGAGAGCAUGUGUCAAGGGCAUGCACAAACACAUACGUGGCGAAGGGCUGUGGGAGCCGCUGGUGGGAGCUGACUUCCAAAUGACCUUUCCUGGGCGGCAGCUUUUGGCUGGCAAGAGAGGAACUGCCCCAAAGCAGCGUGCUGCCAGGGCUGCCCCCCACCGUGGGGUGGCUGUGGGGUGGCCGUGGCAGCCGGGUUGCUCUGGCAUGGGGUGGAGAGGGGCUCCGUGGAGACCUCUCUGCAGCCCACGCUGCGCUGUGCCGUUUGCAUUCCAGCCGUGAACCCUCUGUGCUUUUAUUGGAGCCGGGGCCCCGCGAGCUGCCACCAGUGCUCAGUCCAAAAGAGUCGUUUAAAAUGCAAUUGCAGCAGAAUUCACUUCCUCCUUUGCAAAAAAAAAAAAAAAAAAAAAAAAAAAACAAACAGGGAAA